AUGGAUUCUGAAUAUGAGACUUUCAUCACAGCGCAGAGCCAGAAAAAUUACCCCCCGCCGAAGAACGUGCUCUCCGCAAUGAAAUCACUUCUAGCAGAUCCUUGCACACCGCCGUCAAGGGCAGCCAGAGAAGCAGUGUCGUGCUUCGUCGAAGAGUCCAAUUCAAACCCCGACUACACAGCACUAUGGCCGCUCCUUUUUGCAGCAAUCGGGAGAUUCACAGACCAGAAUGACCGACUGGUGGACUUUGUUGCCGAACUGCAAAGGCUGCCAGACUGCAACGGAGCCUCUGGUCGGCUUGAUGGGCUCAGUGAAUAUAUGACUGAGUUUGUCUUUGACUACGUCGAUCAUCCGCUUUAUGAUCCUCAACGCGAUGAAAAGCGGCAAAGUUGGGUCAAUGUCAAUUCUUUCACAGCCAAGCUAUAUGCCCGGGGCAUUCGUGCUAAUCACGUGGGUCAUCUUCGUCACGGUGGCUGGGUCUUGAGAAAGACACUGGAGAAAGCACCUUGGGAGAAAUUCCACCAUGAAGAUAUCGAGCAGGAGCUGGAGGAUCUGGACAAUGACGACGAUGACGACGAGUAUUGUGAGCAACGCGACCGCCUGCUGGAGGAGAUUGAUAUCAGAACCCUCAAUGGGUGGGUACCCGCCGCAGCACAGUGGAUCAGACAUUGUGGAAAGGAAAUAUAUGAAAUGGAGGGAUCAAUGGGAAGAGAGUUUCCAACUAAGUGGACAGGAUCCGAAGGUUGGUCAAAAGAACGGUGGGCGUUCUGGAAGGAAAGGUUUCAAUGGAUCAGCUCCGUUACUGCCUUGGAUCGAAAGACGCGCAGGGUAGCGAAGGAGAUGGUGGAAGAAAUGGCCAGCAUAGAACAGAGGCAGGAUUAG
Molecule: messenger RNA, 882 nt
Organism: Aspergillus thermomutatus
Lineage: Eukaryota; Fungi; Ascomycota; Eurotiomycetes; Eurotiales; Aspergillaceae
Product: DUF3632 domain-containing protein
Exons: 2
Coding region: 1-882 (293 amino acids)
Source: RefSeq, a predicted model, not a curated record